Molecule: messenger RNA, 489 nt
Organism: Arachis duranensis
Lineage: Eukaryota; Viridiplantae; Streptophyta; Magnoliopsida; Fabales; Fabaceae
Product: glutathione S-transferase T3-like
Exons: 1
Coding region: 1-489 (162 amino acids)
Source: RefSeq, a predicted model, not a curated record
AUGCUUAUCAGUGGAUGGUUAAAUGUUUCAACUGACCCUGUAGUUGGUACCGAUCAAAAGGGGGAAACAUUUUGGAGUCGAAUUCAUAGCUACUGUGUAGAAUUUUGCACUGACAUGACAAGGGGGAUAGUUGCAUGUAAGAAACGAUGGUAUAAGAUCAAUAAGGCUGUUGCACAAUUUGCUGGUUGCUACGAUCAAGCUAGUCGAAACAUAAGGAGUGGUUCGAACGCUGAUGAUAUAAAAGAGUUGGCUUAUAAACUUUAUUCCACAAAUUAUGGUCAAAAGUUCACUUUUGAGAGGCAUUGGAACAUGCUUCGGUUGGAGCAAAAAUGGAGAAGCCAACUACCUAUACAAAGUGGCAGCUCAAAGAGAACCAAGGUUAGUGCAACUGGAGCAUACUCAUCCUCAUCAAACCUAGAAACACCGUUGGCUGACGAACUCAGUGUGGACUCUCCCGUUCGCCUGAAUUACAAGCUCAAGCAGCAAUGA